This is a messenger RNA of Melitaea cinxia (Glanville fritillary), 5622 nucleotides long. RefSeq names its product Down syndrome cell adhesion molecule-like protein Dscam2 (gene Dscam3). The coding region runs from base 1 to 5622 and encodes 1873 amino acids. Gene Ontology annotation, molecular function: protein binding. NCBI's taxonomy places the organism in Eukaryota, Metazoa, Arthropoda, Insecta, Lepidoptera, Nymphalidae. The record is from RefSeq and is a predicted model, not a curated record. The transcript is spliced from 38 exons. Gene Ontology annotation, biological process: cell-cell adhesion.
AUGGAUUUGCAAUGUUUUAUCAUUUUUUCAUCAGGUGGCGAGGGCCAGGAGCAUGGCCCCGUGUUCUUGAUGGAGCCGCCGUCGAGGCUGGUGUUCUCCAACAGCACGGGCGCCAGGGUCUCUUGCGCAGCCCACGGCUUCCCCACGCCUCAACUCGCUUGGCAGCAGCCAGAUGGCACCCAACUAGAUGACAUUCCUGGUCUAAGACAAGUCCUGGAUAAUGGCACACUGGUGUUCACACCGUUUGCAGCGAUCCAGUAUCGUCAAGACGUCCACAGCACGGUCUACCGCUGUCGAGCGCACAACUCACACGGCGCCAUCGUAUCACGAGACAUGCGCACGCAAGCAGUCGUGUGGCAGGACUGGCAAGUACAUGUUACAUCGACACCAGCAGAAGUGGGAGGUCUAGCGUUACUGACGUGCACCACACCAGCCGCGGUCAGAGAACACGCCUCAGUUGCAGCGUGGUAUAGAGACGAUGCUGUUCUGUCUGCUGGUGAUCAUUUUUCGGGACCUACGUUGUCAGUGGACGAGGGUUGGAAGCUGAUUGUAAGAUCGGUACGAGUAGACGACGCAAGCGCUCAGUAUUCGUGUUCAGUGCUGGACUCCCUCACCGGGGAGAGACGUCGGAGCUCACCUAUUAGUAUUGAUGUUGCGCCAAUGAGCUCCUCAUCAGCGCCUCGUGCUAUUGCACCUGGCACGUGGGAAACGAGCGCGCGGCGCGGAGGGGACGCAGUACUUCCCUGCAUGGUUUAUGCCAACCCACCCCCUACAAUCACAUGGUACAGAGAAUCAACCAGUGGAACUCUCCGAGAAAUACGCGAAGGCGAAGGAGGGGGUCGCUACAGUUUCUCAUCUGACUCUCUCACCAUCAGACGAGCUGAGCUUUCUGAUGAUGGGCGGUGGGCUUGUAGAGCUGCCAACGCUCACGGACACCUCACUCUGAAGCUGCACUUAUUUCUACGAGCACAUUUGACUGUCCAUGCACAACCUCAUACACAGGUAGUAAACAGUGGUGGAACUGCUACCAUCAACUGUACUUGGGCAGGCUGGCCGUCUCCACGCCUCGAGUGGCUUCAUAACGGUAUACCAGUAUCUGGUGUAACCGGAGGACGAGUUCGCGUGCAAAACAACGGGGAACAGCUAGUUAUUGCGUCAGUGCAACGUUCAGAUAAAGGAAUGUAUCAGUGUGUUGCCAGAAACGAGAGAGAUUCAGCGCAAGCUACUGCUGAGUUGAAGUUAGGUGAUACGGCUCCAGAACUCCAGUACACGUUUAUCGAACAAGUACUAAGGCCGGGUCAGGUCGUCACCCUCAAGUGCUCCGCUGUAGGCUCGCCCCCGCCGCACUUCACCUGGCUUCUUGACGGACAGCCACUCAACACCAUGGCGAGGGGGCACAGAUACAGCAUCGAACAGUUCGCAACGAAAAGCAACGAAGUCGUUAGCUACCUCAACAUAACCGCGGUGAGGUCUGAGGACGGCGGCCUGUACACUUGCAGAGCGGCCAACUCUCUCGCGGAAAUAUCUCACACCUCCAGACUUAACAUUUACGGUCCGCCGUACGUACGAUCGAUCGGGCCUAUACGAGCCGUGGCUGGGAGAGAAUUGAUCUUAUAUUGCCCGUACUCUGGAUACCCAAUCAGUUCUGUACGAUGGGAACGUGAUGGCAACCAGUUGGAAUGGGAGGGUAGCUCAAAUUCAAUUGGUACAAGCACUGCGGGUGUAGGGGUGACAGGUGCACUACGAAUAGCAAGAGUAGAAGCGAGCAGCGCCGGGGCAUACACUUGUAGUGCAGUUGGGCCACAUGGGGAGAUCGCGCGCAGAGAACUACAGCUGAUAGUCAGCAAUCCCCCAGAAAUCGAACCAUUUACAUUUUCCACUAACCUACAAGAAGGAAAACGUGCUCAAGUCAGCUGUAGUGUUGCAUCCGGUGAUAUGCCAGUACGCUUCGCCUGGCUAAAGGACAACGCACCUAUACCAGCUGAUUUACAGGUCGAAGAACGCGGAGCGGAAUUUUUCAGCAACCUCGUAUUCAAAGAGGUAUCAGCUCGGCACAGCGGUCUAUACACGUGUGUCGCGUCCAACAACGCGGCCAAAGUUAACUUUACCGCCGAGCUGAGCGUCAAAGUCUCUCCAAAAUGGUUGAGGGAACCAAGCGAUGCAGCGGUGUUGGCAGGCGAACCCCUUGCACUGCACUGUCAUACAACCGGAUCACCCGAACCUCUGACCACGUGGCUCAAGCAGAGAGCGGGAUCUGCAUCAGAUUUUGAGCCGCUCGUAAAUUUGGGUGGGAGGUUCCAGUUCCUGUCAAACGGCACAUUGUGGAUCGAGGCAGCACUCCCCUACGAUGAAGGAUACUACAUGUGCAAAGCGGAAAACGGAAUUGGAACUCCGCUCUCUAAGACUAUUUUUGUAGCUAUUAAUGAACCAGCACGUUUCGAGGUAACAUCUCACAACGUGUCAGCGAGGCGCGACUCGGGCGCCACACUCGCUUGCGAGGCCCGCGGGGACGCGCCCUUACGCCUUACCUGGUCACGUGACGGCUCACCUAUCGACCUCUCUACGUAUAGAUUAAGUAUAUCGGAGGCAAAGACUGAUAGUGGUUUGAGGUCCCAACUCUACAUCAGCCGCACAGACCGCCAGGACUCCGGCGUGUACAAGUGUCAAGCUGUCAACGCCUAUGGUCACAGCGAUCACUACAUUUAUUUAUCCGUCCAAGAAAAACCCGAAACGCCUCAAUCGCUGUCCGUGACGGAGAUACAGUCGCGCGCCGUGCGGCUGUCGUGGAGCCAGCGCUUCGACGGCAACUCGCCGCUGCUGGGCUACGCGCUGCAGCACGAGGCGCUGCCGGCGCACGGCCCGCUGCGCGCCGCGCGCUGGCCCGCCGCCGCGCUCAACGUGUCGCUGCACGCCGCGCUCUCACACUCGCCCGUCACACUAACAAAAAAAGGCGAUAUUCACUACGAGGCGCUACUCAGUAAUCUGCAGCCUCACACCGCCUACAUGAUACGCAUCGCUGCCAUUAACCAGAUUGAUCGCAGCGAUUUCACUGAACCCGUUGUUGUGAAGACACAAGAAGAAGCGCCGUCCGAGGCGCCGUCCGCGGUGUCGGCGGCGGCGGGCGCGGCGGGCGAGCUGCAGGUGUCGUGGCGCGCGCCGCCGCGGGCCGCGUGGCACGGCGAGCUGCUGGGCUACGCCGUGAGCUGCACCGAGCUGGCGCAGGACCCCGCGUCGCCCAACGCCACCAGAACCUUAACAGUCAAUGGAUGGUCGGCAACAGAAUUGACUCUCUCAGCACUGAAAAAGUUCACACGCUAUGAAAUACGCGUCAGAGCUUUCAAUGGUAUCGCCGCCGGACCUGCUUCACCUCCCGUCACUGCCACCACUUCAGAAGGAGUUCCUGAGGCGGCACCGUCACGAGUGAUAUGUGAAGCGAUUUCAUCAUCAAGCAUGAAGGUGUCAUGGACACCGCCGCCACCAGAACUCCGAGCGGGGCUUAUACAAGGGUACAAGGUCAUCUAUGCAGCCAUAUCAACAGAUCACGCAGAAGGAGCAGAGUUGAAACGCGUGACAACAACAGAGACAUACCUGCACGCGUUGCACAAGUAUAGCAAUUACUCGAUACAAGUGGCGGCUUACACCGCGGCGGGAGACGGCAAGCACAGUCCGCCCGUGUACUGCAUGACUGCAGAAGACGUUCCAUCCGCACCUGAGAAGAUCAAAGCGUUACCGUACUCGAUGGACUCUGUACUCGUGAGCUGGCUUCCUCCGGUACAUCCCAAUGGCAUUAUAUCCCAUUACACCGUCUACUACAGAGAAGCGGGGCGGUUAGGUAAGCACUCAAGCUUCACGGUGUCAGCUGAUAAGAACCCUGAGAUAGAGCUGAUGUACCAAGUGAGGAACCUCAAGGAGACUCAGCUGUAUGAGUUCUGGGUGUCCGCGACUACGGGCUCAGGGGAGGGGGAGUCAACGCUCGUGGUUGGACAAGGACCAAGCUCGAGAAUCCCGGCAAGAAUCGCGUCGUUCGGCGGCUCGGUCCGCGCGGCGGCGGGCCGCAGCGCGCUGCUGUGGUGCUCGGCGGUGGGCGCGCCCGCGCCGCGCACGCGCUGGGCGCACGCGCGCGCGCCGGUCACGCACCACCGGCACUACCAGGUCACGAGGAGCGGCCACCUGCACAUCAGAGAAGUAAACGAGCAGUCGUCGGGUAACUUCACGUGCACGGCAACAAACAGUAUCGGAGAGGACUCCAUCGUGUACUCCGUGCGCGUCGUGCUGCCGCCCGGCGCGCCCGCGCUGUCGCUGCAGUACACCACCGCCACCAGCAUCAAGUUGCACUGGCGCAUGCCGGACUCCGACCAGCCAGUACUUGGAUACAUUCUUCACUACAAACAAGCAUCAGAAACGGAAUGGCACAGCGUAGAAUUGUCUCCAGAACAGACUUCAUACACGAUGGAUAUGCUCAAAUGUGGUACCACGUACAACGCUAAGAUUCAAGCACAAAACAAGAUAUCAUUGGGUCCACCCAGUGAAGUACUGACCGCAACGACUAGAGGAGGAAGACCAAAAGCACCGAAGCCAGAGGAACACGUACAUUCAAACGCAACUGCCAUUAAAAUAAACUUGUACGCAUGGCGCGAUAGCGGAUGCCCCAUACUCGGUUUCCGCGUCUCCUACCGUCGUGCCGGUGACGAACAUUGGAUACAGGCGGGGUCGGGGCUGAGCGCGGCGCGCCACGUGCUGGGCGCGCUGGCGCCGGGCGCGUGGUACGAGCUCGCGGUGGAGGCGCGGAGCGACGCGGGCGUCGAGCGCGUCACGCUCCUCGCCGACACGCACACGCUGGCCGGAGGCCGCAUUCCUCCACUGAGCGCGGCGCCGGCGGCGGGCGGGGCGCGGGGCGGCGGCUCGCGCGCGGCGCUCGUGUGGUGCGCGGCCAGCGCGCUCGUGCUCGUGGCCGCGCUUGCAGCGCUGCUGUGCCUGCUGCACGCCAAGCGGAAAUUUUUCUGCCUAUCAAAUGACCACUAUUUGCGGGAUAACAGAAAACUGAGCGAAAGUAACGAAGCCGAAAGGGAGAAACUUCGGGAUGGUCACAAACUCUACUCAUCAUCAUCAAUAAAUGGCAAUGAAAAGUCUAAUGAUGAUUCAUCAGCAGAGCUGUACGAGAUAAGCCCGUACGCGACGUUCGGCGGCGCGGCGGCGCACUCGCUGCAGUUCCGCACGCUCGCGCGCCGCGACGACGACGCCGCGCCGCCGCACCGCCGCCGCCGCCGCGCCUGCGACCACUACCGAUACGACGAGUCCAGCCUGUCGAAGUGCUCGACGGUGGAGGCGCGCCACCGCCUGCGGCCGGCCGCCGCGCCCGCGCAGCCGCCCGCGCACUGGCGCGAGCGCUCCGACUCCGACGACUACAGCGACAGCGCCGCCAACCUCACCAAGGGUUCGGGCGGCUCGGGCGGCGGCAGCGCGUACGGCAGCGGGCGGCGCACCGCCAGCAGCGGAGGUCAAAACAGCAGCGACGGACUCUCCGGCUGCUUCGCGCCCGUGCCGCCCGAUAUAUCUUCAUUGAUAGACAAAUACCAGCAGAGAAAAGAACAAGAACGUCGGGAAUGCACGAUCCACGUGUAA